GGCGCCAUGAAUGUAACCGCUGCGUAUUAUUGAAUUUAAAACUCUGUCUAUGUUCAUGAUGUCUAUGAAGAUUGAAGAUGUUUGUGGCAAAUAAUAUCAUAUGAUGUACGGUGUCGUCAUACCUCCUCACCUACUUGAAGCUGAACAGAGUGAAAGGCAAGGGCUGUCCACCCAAUCCAGCAGGCUGAAGAGAAAAGAGGAACAUGGCGGAUGUCUUUACCCCUGAAUUUAAAAGACUGAAAGCCAAGCAUCCUCCACCUGACCACGCCAAUGUUUUAGACUUGACUAAACAGCUGGGACAGGAGGAACUUGUGGAAAAGUAUGGGGGAGCAGUCAUUGAAGCAGACAUUCAAGCACCUCAUGAAGUGCUGCCUCUAGUAGGACUAAAGCCAUGUGAAAGUUGGAAGGCCUAUAAAUUCAGAGAUUUUUCUGGUUUCAUCUUAAUCUUAAACCCAUUUAUCGAUGGGUUUCAAAGGUACUGGGUUGCCAGGUGUCUCAGGGAUUUGCCCCGCAAUCCAGAAAAUGUCACUAACUUGUCUGCCCUUGGUGGACAGAGAGGGGAGGAUCUAUGGUCUGAAUUUGCACAGAAAAGCUGCUCUACAUUAACAAAGCAAGAUCCCCUGAGGAAACUCAGAUGGACAACACUGGGGUAUCACUACAACUGGACCACCAAAGAGUACUCAGAGGCCAACAAAGCGGAGUUUCCCCCAGAUGUUGCAUGUUUGAGCCAGUACCUGGCACGGUGCAUGGGAUUUGGUCAGUACCGUCCAGAGGCUGCGAUAGUCAACUACUAUCACCUGGACUCCACCCUGGCUGGUCACACUGACCAUUCGGAGCUUGACCAAGCGGCACCAUUGUUUUCCAUCAGUUUUGGACAGUCAGCAAUAUUUAUGUUGGGUGGAGCUGAGAAGUCGACACCGCCAAUGUCUUUGAUGCUCCACAGUGGAGACAUCUGCAUCAUGAGCGGCUCCUCAAGACUUUCCUACCACGCCGUGCCAAAGAUUCUAGCUCCCCCUGCUGAGCAGCCUGUUCCCAAAUGUUUCUCUCUUCACCCUGAGGAAGAAAGUUUAGCCCCUCAAAGUUCAGAAACAUGUGGAAGUCGCAACGCGGUGACGAAAGAUGCACAAGAAUUAGACAGUGAAUCUGAUGCAGCCUCAGGUUUUUCAACGACAGAGCAGCAGAUUGGCAACUCUUGCAGCAAUGACACAUGUCUACGUGACUCUGUUGUGAAAGAUGUCAAUGAAAGUAUCAAACACGUGAUGUCUUCAUUGGAGUUUAAACCCUUUGAAGUUUAUAUUACCUCAUCCAGAAUCAACCUAAACAUUCGUCAGGUUCUGCCCCCUGGUUUCGACCAACUCCCCAAAAGAUUAGCUGGUAGAGCUGAUGGAAAAAUGUGCAGUGGUGACAAUUGUGAAGGGGCUGAGAACCAAAAUACGUUUGUGACUAAUCAUGCUACAUCAUGUGUUGGUGAAGAACCUUAUGGUGCUAUGUCAGAUCAGUGUUCUAAGAACGAAGCUGCUCAUAAGGAAAAUGUGUGUGCUGAUGACACUCUGUGUGAUGGACAGGUUUCCAAAAAGUUGAAAGCUGACCCUUCUUGACACAGGUCAUUAAUAAAGAAUGUGUUGCAACUUGUUUUAUAUAUAUAAC
Molecule: messenger RNA, 1647 nt
Organism: Aplysia californica (California sea hare)
Lineage: Eukaryota; Metazoa; Mollusca; Gastropoda; Aplysiida; Aplysiidae
Product: nucleic acid dioxygenase ALKBH1
Exons: 7
Coding region: 204-1598 (464 amino acids)
Biological process (GO): oxidative RNA demethylation
Cellular component (GO): cytoplasm; nucleus
Molecular function (GO): broad specificity oxidative DNA demethylase activity; oxidative RNA demethylase activity; ferrous iron binding
Source: RefSeq, a predicted model, not a curated record